AUGAGUCAGAGUCUUCGCAAGACAUUUUCAAAGAAGAAUGAUGAGAAACUUCUUGCCAUUAUUAAGAAUAUUGGAACAAGUGAUUGGAAAAAAAUUGCAGAUAAGAUGCCUAACUUCACAGCCAGACAGUGCAAGGAUCGUUAUAACAUCUACCUUAAAGAAACCAAUAAACAAGAGCCGUGGACUCCAGAAGAGGAUCAGCUUCUUAUAAAAUUACAAGCAGAAUACGGUUCGAAAUGGACACAGAUUUCGCAAUUCUUCGAAGGAAGAAAUAUUAAUAAUAUAAAGAACAGAUGGCAUAGAUUCAUCAAAUUCAGGGUAGAAGAACAAGCCGAAACUACUCAAGAUACCAAACAGGAAGAACAGAAUACACCAAAAGAAAUUUUACCAAAUUUUAGCUUUACCGACCUAAUGGAUGCUAUUGAGUUCCCUGAAAAUGAUAUUUUCAUGGAAUUAUGCUUCUUAUAG
Messenger RNA from Trichomonas vaginalis G3, 468 nucleotides. RefSeq names its product RNA polymerase II transcription regulator recruiting protein. Lineage: Eukaryota; Parabasalia; Trichomonadida; Trichomonadidae. Gene Ontology annotation, cellular component: nucleus. Gene Ontology annotation, biological process: regulation of DNA-templated transcription. The record is from RefSeq and is a predicted model, not a curated record. Gene Ontology annotation, molecular function: RNA polymerase II cis-regulatory region sequence-specific DNA binding; DNA-binding transcription factor activity, RNA polymerase II-specific. The transcript has a single exon. The coding region runs from base 1 to 468 and encodes 155 amino acids.